Kockovaella imperatae is the source of this 2666-nucleotide messenger RNA. Its product is annotated as AAA ATPase. Gene Ontology annotation, biological process: mitotic spindle disassembly; autophagosome maturation; retrograde protein transport, ER to cytosol. The transcript has 14 exons. The coding region runs from base 143 to 2578 and encodes 811 amino acids. Gene Ontology annotation, molecular function: ATP binding; ATP hydrolysis activity; polyubiquitin modification-dependent protein binding. Gene Ontology annotation, cellular component: VCP-NPL4-UFD1 AAA ATPase complex; cytosol; nucleus. The record is from RefSeq and is a predicted model, not a curated record. Lineage: Eukaryota; Fungi; Basidiomycota; Tremellomycetes; Tremellales; Cuniculitremaceae.
CUUGGCCAUCCUCUGUAUCCUUCUAUACCCCUCUCGUUCUAUCUACAGGAAGCAGAGGACAAUAUAGACAGCUAGAAUAGCUCUGAAGCAUCUCUAGUUACAUUCUAUAUACUUCACUACUGUUCUCAGACCUCUCUGCGCCAUGGCUGACGAUCCAUCUAAGUUCAAGGAAGAGGAUGCUACCGCUACCGCUAUUCUGCGACAGAAACGAUCGCCCAAUCGGUUAAUGGUCGAUGAAUCCCCUUCAGAUGACAACAGUGUGGCCAUUCUGCAUCCCAACACGAUGGAGGCAUUGGGACUGUUCCGGGGAGAUACUGUGAUCGUUCGAGGAAAGCGAAGGAGAGAUACAGUCCUCAUUUGUCUCAGUCAAGAUGAUAUCGAGGAGGGAAAGAUUGCGCUGAACAAAGUGGCAAGAGGCAACUGUGCCAUCAAGCUUGGUGACCUCGCACACGUUUCCCCAGCCAACGACAUCAAGUACGGAAAGAGAAUCCAUGUCCUACCAUUUGCCGACUCGAUCGAGGGGCUGUCUGGAAACCUCUUCGAUGUCUACCUGAAACCCUACUUCCUCGAGGCGUACCGACCGGUACGAAAAGGAGAUGUGUUCCAGGUUCGAGGAGGAAUGAGGACAGUUGACUUUAAGGUCGUCGAAGUUGAUCCAUCCCCCUACUGCAUUGUCGCAUCCGAUACCGUCAUUCACACUGAAGGAGAUCCCAUCGACAGAGAAGCCGAGGAGGCUGAUCUCAACGCGGUCGGUUACGAUGACCUUGGAGGAUGCCGGAAGCAAUUGGCAAAGAUUCGAGAACUCGUCGAACUUCCUCUCCGUCAUCCCCAGCUUUUCAAGGCGAUCGGUAUCAAACCUCCCCGUGGUAUCCUCAUGUUUGGACCCCCCGGUACUGGUAAAACAUUGAUGGCUCGAGCCGUUGCCAACGAGACCGGAGCAUUCUUCUUCCUUAUCAAUGGCCCUGAGAUCAUGUCGAAGAUGGCUGGAGAAUCGGAAUCUAACCUGCGAAAGGCUUUCGAGGAAGCGGAGAAGAACAGUCCAGCGAUCAUCUUCAUCGACGAGAUCGACUCCAUUGCACCCAAGAGAGAAAAGACGAACGGAGAAGUUGAGCGACGUGUUGUCUCACAGCUUUUGACAUUGAUGGAUGGUCUCAAAUCUCGAUCCAAUGUCGUCGUCAUGGCCGCUACCAAUCGACCUAACUCGAUCGACCCCGCUCUCCGACGAUUUGGACGUUUCGAUCGAGAGGUCGACAUUGGUAUUCCCGACCCUACUGGACGACUGGAAAUUCUCCGGAUCCACACCAAGAACAUGAAGCUUGCGGACGAUGUCGACUUGGAGCAGAUUGCCGCUGACACGCACGGAUAUGUCGGCGCUGACAUGGCUUCUCUCUGUUCCGAAGCUGCCAUGCAGCAGAUUCGAGAAAAGAUGGACCUCAUCGAUCUCGAUGAAGAGACCAUUGAUGCUGAAGUCCUUGACUCGCUCGGUGUUACCAUGGAGAACUUCAGAUUCGCCCUUGGCACCAACAAUCCCUCUGCUCUCCGAGAAACUGUCGUCGAGAUCCCCACUACCAAGUGGGACGAUAUUGGUGGUCUCGAAAAGGUCAAACUCGAACUUCAAGAGACUGUCCAAUAUCCCGUCGAACACCCCGAAAAGUUCCUCAAAUACGGCAUGUCCCCCUCCAAGGGUGUCUUGUUCUAUGGACCUCCUGGUACCGGUAAAACCAUGCUUGCCAAGGCCAUCGCCAACGAAUGUCAGGCAAACUUCAUCUCGAUCAAGGGUCCAGAGCUCCUCACCAUGUGGUUUGGAGAAUCCGAAGCCAAUGUCAGGGAUGUCUUUGACAAAGCCCGUGCUGCUGCUCCUUGCGUCAUGUUCUUUGAUGAGCUGGACUCCAUUGCCAAGUCUCGAGGAGGUGGUGGCGGAGGUGAUGCGGGUGGUGCCAGUGACCGAGUCCUCAACCAGAUCCUGACGGAAAUGGACGGUAUGAACGCCAAGAAGAAUGUCUUUAUCAUUGGAGCCACCAACCGACCUGACCAGAUUGACUCCGCUCUCUUGCGACCCGGGCGUCUGGAUCAACUGAUCUACAUCCCUUUGCCCGAUGAGGCCUCUCGACUGUCUAUCCUCAAGGCUACGUUGCGAAAAUCCCCCAUUGCCGAAGGUGUCGAUCUCCAAUACCUCGCCAAAGCCACCGCUGGAUUCUCAGGUGCCGAUCUUACAGAGAUUUGUCAACGUGCUGCCAAGUUGGCCAUUCGAGCCAGUAUUGAGGCCGACAUGCGCAAAGACCGCGAGCGCAAAGAGAAACAAGAGGCAGAAGGAGAUGCUGGUGACGUCGAUCUCAUGGACGAAGAGAAUGAGGAGGACGAGGUUCCAGCCAUCUCAGUCGAGCACUUUGAGGAGGCUAUGCGGUUCGCCCGGCGAUCAGUCUCAGAUGCCGAUAUUCGGAGGUACGAAAUGUUCAGCACGACUUUGCAGCAAUCGAGAAGCUUCGGCAACGCCUUCAAGUUCCCCGAAGCUGGACAGGCCGACAACGGAGGCGCGACCUUCCAGAACGAGGCAGACGACGACGACUUGUACGCCUGAUUGGCAUCGACAUUUUCCUGUUUUCAAAAGAUUCGACGAGACCCUCUGAAAGCUGUAGAAUUUGGUUCUUACAACAUGCAUCCAAUGA